UCCCCCAUUUCACUCUCUCUCUCUAAAACCCUCACAUCCCUCCCUUCCGCCCUCCCCCCCUCCCCUCUCUCCUCUCCUUUCCACAAUCUGUGUCUUCAAUCAAUUUCUAGACGGCGAGGGGUAUUUUUAUUUUUAUUUUAUCUCAAUCCCCCAAAAUUUUCCAGACCUAUUUUCGGCACUAUGUCCGGUGCUCAACCUACGAACACCGCGGCGGCGGGGCCGGGGCCGGGGCCACAGUCGAUGAAUCGCCGCCUGCUGUUCUCGUCGAUGAAGCCGCCGUUCGUUCCUCACGAGGAUUACCAUAGGUUCCCAUCCUCGAAGGACACUGCUCACAGGGUCGGCGGCUCCGAUCAGGUGGCCGAAGCUAUUGUUGUCAAAUCUCCUCAAUUAAAGCGGAAGAGUGGAACAGACUUUAUUGACGCUGGGUCAAGUGACUGGACUAGCAGUCCUGGAUUCACUGAUACAACUAACAGUCCCCUGCGAACACCUGUAUCUGGAAAAGGAGGAAGAAUAUAUGGCCGGUCCAAAGUCUCAAAGAACAACAGAUCUGGGCCUCAGACCCCCAUGUCAAAUGUUGAUUCUCCCUCUCCUGUUACUCCUGCUGGUAGCUGCCGUUAUGAUAGCUCCCUAGGUCUAUUGACAAAAAAAUUCAUCAAUUUGAUUAAGCAUGCAGAAGAUGGUAUGCUAGAUUUAAACAACGCUGCUGAAACCUUGGAGGUGCAAAAGAGGCGAAUUUAUGACAUUACUAAUGUCCUUGAAGGAAUUGGCCUAAUUGAAAAAAAGCUCAAGAACAGGAUUCACUGGAAAGGACUUGAUGCUUUAAGACCAGGGGAGGUUGAUGAUGACAUUACUGGGUUACAGGGGGAAGUUGAAAAGCUUACCAUGGAAGAACGGACAUUAGAUGAUCGGAUAAGAGAAAUGCAAGAGAGGUUGAGGGAUUUGAGUGAAGAUGAAAAUAAUCAAAAGUGGCUUUUUGUGACUGAAGAGGAUAUCAAGAGCUUACCUUGCUUUCAGCAGAAUGAAACUCUAAUAGCAAUCAAGGCUCCUCAUGGGACAACUCUUGAAGUUCCAGAUCCUGAUGAGGCCGUUGACUACCCACAGAGGAGAUAUAGAAUAAUCCUUCGAAGCACAAUGGGUCCAAUUGAUGUCUACCUUGUUAGCCAAUUUGAGGAGAAGUUUGAGGAGGUGAAUGGAGUUGAGCCAUCCACAAGCUUUCCUGUAGCUUCGAGUUCAGGCUCCAAUGAAAAUGCAGCAACAGAGAUGACCCCUGUAGUAAGCAGUAGGGUAGAGUUUGAACCACCUGCCCAAUACAGUCACAGAAUGAGCUCCGACCCCAAUGUUUCACAGGACAAUGCUGGGGGAAUCAUGAGAAUUGUCCCCUCAGAUAUCAAUGAUGAUGCAGAUUACUGGCUUCUAUCAGAAGCAGACAUUAGCAUUACAGACUUGUGGAAGACAGAUUCUGUUGUGGAAUGGGAUGGAGUGGAUAUUCUUCGCGAGGAGUUUGGAAUGGCUGAAAUUGGUACCCCGCGGCCACAAACUCCACCAUGUGGAAGUACUGAUGUUCCAUCUGCCGUUGUUAGUUUCAACAAAAGGUGAUUUGGAUUUAUGAAACAUGUUAAACCAUGAAACUCAUGUCUAUCUCAGCGCGAGUCAUCAUUUCAUGGGAUUAUGGGAAAGCCACUGGCCAGCCAACAACUAUACACAUUGGGAAGCCUUUGGAGGAAGAUGCAGCAUUGGAAAUAGAGGUGAUUGUUGUAUAGUACAGUGGAGGAUACGCUUGUCCUCUGCGGCUUAUUGAUGAAUAAAUUUUGUUCCCGUCAUUUCUUCAUUCGGAUUAAUGAGGUAGAGGUUUAAGGCGAGUGAGUAUUGACACAUGCUCGUGCUUGAGAUGGAGGUUUAAGGGGAUGUUGGCACAUAUUGUUCCCAUUUGCACAUUUGAGAAGCUUAAAGAUAAGUUAAUGUCCUAAAUUUUGAAUUGAUGACAUUUGUACUCGUCUAUUUCAAAUCCAUAAAUCCCUUUCCAACUUUA
This is a messenger RNA of Rhododendron vialii, 2029 nucleotides long. RefSeq names its product transcription factor E2FA. The coding region runs from base 181 to 1596 and encodes 471 amino acids. Gene Ontology annotation, molecular function: DNA-binding transcription factor activity, RNA polymerase II-specific; RNA polymerase II cis-regulatory region sequence-specific DNA binding; protein dimerization activity. Gene Ontology annotation, biological process: regulation of transcription by RNA polymerase II. Gene Ontology annotation, cellular component: RNA polymerase II transcription regulator complex. NCBI's taxonomy places the organism in Eukaryota, Viridiplantae, Streptophyta, Magnoliopsida, Ericales, Ericaceae. The record is from RefSeq and is a predicted model, not a curated record. The transcript has 14 exons.